Messenger RNA from Phalaenopsis equestris, 494 nucleotides. RefSeq names its product transcription factor bHLH93-like. Gene Ontology annotation, molecular function: protein dimerization activity; DNA-binding transcription factor activity; sequence-specific DNA binding. Lineage: Eukaryota; Viridiplantae; Streptophyta; Magnoliopsida; Asparagales; Orchidaceae. The record is from RefSeq and is a predicted model, not a curated record. Gene Ontology annotation, cellular component: nucleus. Gene Ontology annotation, biological process: regulation of DNA-templated transcription.
UUUGAUGUCGAGAGGCGCGAGACCGACACGAGGAUAGAGAUCUGCUGCGCCGCAAAACCGGGGCUGCUGUUGUCGACUGUGAACACGUUGGAGGCGUUCGGCCUCGACAUCCAGCAUUGUGUUGUCAGCUGCUUCAAUGACUUUGGGUUGCAGGCUUCUUGCUCUGAGAACAUGGAGCAGAGAACAGUGAUGAACUCUGAAGAUAUAAAGCAGGCUUUGUUCAGGAAUGCAGGCUAUGGAGGAAAAUGUAUGUAAGAAGAAGAUGAUGGGAGGUGAGAUUUGUUGGAGGAGAAUAACUGUGAGCAGUGCUUGGCUGGGUUUUCUUCAUAAUUACUGUAUUAAGUUAAUUAAUUGGGUUUUAAAGGGAGGGAAGAGGUGAUUAAUGUGUUAAUUACUUUUGCUGAUCAAUUAUUGAUUACCUUUUUUUGAUCUAUGUGUUGGCAUUCUGGGACUCUUCUAUGUCUGUAUUACCUGUUCAUCAAUUUUUUAAUAUG